This is a messenger RNA of Erinaceus europaeus (western European hedgehog), 3250 nucleotides long. It is a transcript of the gene ECM2, whose product is annotated as extracellular matrix protein 2. Gene Ontology annotation, cellular component: extracellular matrix. Gene Ontology annotation, molecular function: protein binding; heparin binding; collagen V binding. NCBI's taxonomy places the organism in Eukaryota, Metazoa, Chordata, Mammalia, Eulipotyphla, Erinaceidae. Gene Ontology annotation, biological process: positive regulation of cell-substrate adhesion; extracellular matrix organization. The record is from RefSeq and is a predicted model, not a curated record. The transcript is spliced from 10 exons. Bases 182 to 2188 code for a protein of 668 amino acids.
CCCCAAGGGAAGCAGUUUUUCAGAUUUUACUAAGAAGUCAGUUAACAUUGUCAACAUUCCCGUCUGCUUUCGUUUUAAAGAAAGCUCUGGGCUUUGUUUCAUUUUCAGCUGGAGACUUAUAUGACACCAAGCAAAUCCUACUUAGUUUAGAUUUCCAGGAACUAGAUGGUGAGAAACAACCAUGAAGUUGGCAGGUUUACUUUGUUUUUAUAUGCUUAUCAUUUUUCAAAUUGGCUUUGGGCAAAAUGAAGAAACUCCUCAGAAGCAAAAGAGGAAGAUGCAUUAUAGAAAACUGAAGAAAAAAUCCUCGCCUAACCACAGGCUGAGCAAACAGCCUGAACUUCCGCAGGCUAUGAUGGCCCUUCCCAUGAUUCACUUGGACGACAGCUCAGAGGAAAAAAUGGAAUCCCUCUUAAGUUUUCCUGGCUCAGAAACAAGCUAUAAUGUGUUACCAGGGAAAAAGGGUCACUGUGUGGUCAAUGGCAUGGUCAUGUAUAACCGAGCUGUCUGGUCUCCUGAGCCCUGCAUUACCUGCCUCUGCUCCAAUGGACGCGUGCUCUGUGAUGAGACCACAUGCCCUCCUCAGACCUGCCUCCAGACCGUCACACCUGAAGGAGAAUGCUGCCCUGUCUGCUCUGAUACUGCCUCCUAUUCAGUCCUCACUGACAUAGCAGCAAAUGAUAGAACAGAAUUUUCUGGUGAUUCUUCAGAACAAAGAGAACCGAUUCAUUUACUUCAUAAGCAGACGUCACCUUCUGGGGUGGAAAGGAAGCAAGCAGUGAGAAGAAAGAAACUUCACUUGAAGGAGAAUAAAGAACUUAAAGAAGAUGAAGACAGGGAGGCAAAGAAAAAGCCCGCUAUACCUGGAGAUUGGGGGAGACAGUCCAGUGAGGGGCACAGCAGAGAAUGUGGUAAUGGAAACCCAGCCAGGGAGGAGGAGGAGGACAAGGAGAGCAAGGAGCCCACCAGAGGAGAUGUCUUCCAGAUGCCCUGCCACCUCGCCAUCCCUGCGCCUCCCAGAGGCUCACCACCUCUGCCCAGCCGGUGUGCUCUGUCCUACAGGACUAUCAGCUGCAUCAGUGCUGACUUCACAGAGAUACCACCACUAACAGCCCCAGACAUAACAAGUCUGGAACUCAUUGGCAACUCCUUCACCUCCAUUCCUGAUGAAGCGUUUAAUGGAUUACCCAAUCUGGAAAGGCUUGAUCUGAGCAGAAAUAACAUCACCUCUUCAGGCAUAAGUCCCAACGCAUUCAAGCACCUGAAGAAGUUAAUACACCUGAAUAUGGAUGAAAACAAUUUGGCAGAAGUUCCCUCAGGAUUACCAUCUACAUUAGAGGAACUUAAAAUUAAUGACAACAGCCUUCAGACUCUGGGUGAAGACAGCUUAUUAGACUUACAUCAGUUGGUUACCUUAGAACUGGAAGGAAAUAAUCUCAGUGAAAUCAAUGUUAAUCCUUUAGCUUUCAAACCUUUGAAGAGCCUAUCCUACCUUCGUCUGGGAAGAAAUAAAUUUAGAAUUAUACCACAAGGACUUCCUGCUUCUCUUGAGGAAUUGUACCUGGAAAAUAACCAAAUUGAAGAAGUAACUGAGAUAUGUUUUAAUCACACCAGAAAGAUCAAUGUCAUUGUAUUGCGCCAUAAUAAGCUUGAAGAGAACAGAAUUGCUCCUCUAGCCUGGAUAAAGCAAGAAAACCUAGAAUCCAUCGACCUCUCGUACAACAAGCUCUACCACGUCCCCUCCUAUCUGCCCAAGUCGCUGCUGCACCUGGUGCUCAUCGGGAACCAGAUCGAGCGCAUCCCCGGCUAUGUGUUGGCUCACAUGGAGCCAGGCCUGGAAUACCUGUACCUGUCGUUUAACAAGCUCACGGAUGACGGGGUGGACCGGGUCUCAUUCUAUGGGGCUUAUCAUUCUCUGAGAGAAUUAUUUCUGGAUCAUAAUGACUUGAAAUGUAUCCCACCGGGAAUACGAGAGAUGAAAGCGCUCCAUUUUCUGAGGCUGAACAACAACAAGAUCAGGAAUAUCCUUCCAGAGCAUAUCUGCAGCAUGGAAGAAGAUGAUGACUCACCCCUGGAACACCUUCAUCUUGAGAACAAUUAUAUUGAAACAAGAAAAAUAUCAUCUUAUGCAUUUUCAUGCAUAAGAUCAUAUUCAAGUGUCAUCCUUAAACCACAAAACAUCAAGUAGCUCCAAGUUUUCCUUUGUCAUUUAUAAAUUGUACUCAUAUAUUUGUUGUAGUUGUAUUUGCCACCAGUAAAAGAGAUGUACUGCUCACGUUAAAUUCAAUAUUGUUACACUAGUCAACUCAUAAGACUGUGCAGCGCUAAACUAAACUGGGAAAAUGUGAAGCUGAGCAUAUGUUCCUUUAACAACAAUUCCUUUGAAUAUUUCUACUAGCCAAGAACUACUAAAACUCCUUUAAAAAUAAUAUGUGUCAUGGUUUAAGAACAAGAAAAUGUAUGGCAAGACAAAAAAAAAACCAACAGUAGACAGAACUUAUGAAUUAGUGCUGUGUUUGGUAGUCUGUUGAUAAAACAAUAAAUCAUUUUCUGGGGUAGGGGUAGAUAGCAUAAUGGUGAUGUAAAGAGACUCUCAUGCCUGAGGCUCCAAAGUCCCAGGUUCAACCCCCUGUACCACCACCAACCAGAGCUGAGCAGUGCUCUGGUUAAAAAAAAAAGAAAAAAAAAUCAUUUUCUGUAAGAACUGAAGGCUACAACUACUGACAUAAAUACAGUCAAUCAUUAGUUUCAUUUCAGUGCCUUCUAUUAAUUACAUGUGUGAGAUCAAAACACUACUAUAGACUUAAUUUCUUAGUUUUGAGAACUGUACUAUGGUUUUAUAAGAGGUUGUCAAUAUUAAGGAAGUUGGGAGGGUAUAUGUGAAUUCUACACUAACUUGGAAACUUUCCCAUCAUUUCUGUAUUUUAAGACCAACCUCAUUAUUCUUUACUAGGAUCCAAAGAUUUUAUGAAAAGCAAUAAUGUUUGCUUAAGCCAUACUAUAACCUUAAAAUGUAAACCUAAUGCAUUGGAUUUCUGACAUAUUUCUUUUGCUCCAUUGGCCAUAGUUAACACUGAUCUUCUUUGUCCCAAUUAUUUCAAAUAUAACCUUUUAUUCAGUUCUACUUAACAUAAAUCUAUCCGCAUUUACUAUGUAUUAGUCCCCAGAAAAACUAUGUUAAGAUGUUCACCACAUAAUGAUAUUUUAUCUCUAUCUCUCAAUAAUGUAUAAAAUAUACAUAUGGAAACUA